Molecule: messenger RNA, 938 nt
Organism: Trametes versicolor FP-101664 SS1
Lineage: Eukaryota; Fungi; Basidiomycota; Agaricomycetes; Polyporales; Polyporaceae
Product: S15/NS1 RNA-binding domain-containing protein
Exons: 3
Coding region: 37-885 (282 amino acids)
Biological process (GO): translation
Cellular component (GO): ribosome
Molecular function (GO): structural constituent of ribosome
Source: RefSeq, a predicted model, not a curated record
CCGAGCUCGACGUGGUGAACGAUGUUGGGCACAUAUAUGGCGCAGUGCUCGCGUUCGCUCGCGUCGACGAGCACGGCACGCGCUGCCCCCCUCCACACAUCCGCUGUCCUUCAGGCUAUGUCCGCCCGCUCCCGCAGGACGAAGCUGACACUCAAAACGAACAUCCAGCGGCGCGAGGAAAUUGAACGCCAGGCCCAAGCCAACCGGCCGCACGUCGUGCUCGGUCACAAGUCUGGCGAUGCCGCAAAGUGGACCUUCAGUGACCUGGCCAGCGUGAUCAUCACGGAGGAACAGGUCCUCGCUGCGCCCCUUCCCGGCUCAGACAUUGAGCAGGGCUCGCUGCAGCUCCCGGAGUACACCAACUACGGCGUGGGGAAGGAGGAGCGGGAGCUGCUGUUCGACGUGUUGCCGGCCCUGACGGUGGAGACGCAGGUGCAGCUGAGCCCGAAGGCCCGGCCGGGCGAGGGCAGCCUGCCCCCGGAUGCGAACGCGCUGGCGAAGAUCGAGGGUGUGGCGGCCAACUUCGAGCUGUACAAGACGGGCAUGUUUGCGAAGCUCAUCGACCUGCGGAACGCGAACGCGCGGGGUAUCGCGUACGAGAACCGCAGACGGAUCGUUGCCGCGUUCUCGGAGGCGGAGAACCCGAAUGACACGGGGAGGCCUGAGGUUCAGGCUGCCCUCGCAACGUACAAGAUCCGUAACGUGUGGGCACAUCUUGGCCGGUGCAAAAAGGACAUUGUGAGCCGGCGUAGUCUGCGCAAGCUCAUUCACGAACGGGCCAAAAUCCUGCGGUACUUGAAGAAGGUAGACGAGGACCGGUACGAUCGCGUGCUAGAGCGUCUGGGGCUGGAGCGGAGUGCUGUCGAGGGCGAGCUUGUGGUAUGAACUACUAUAGGGAUCGAAGCUAUUCACACCAUCUUAAUACGCAUUCUACUCGC